AAAUGGUGGGGUAUGGACGUCGUUUUCUCUAGUCCGUUGAAGUGAGUGUUUUGUGUGAAUGACUAAUUAAGAUCGUAUUUCCUGUGUGAUAAUUUUUCUCCUCUCAACAAGGGAAGCUUUUGAUCUCGGGUUGUGCAUCGACGUUGGCAACAAAAAUAAAACAGAAGAGAAGGAAAAAAAGAAAAAUAAGAAGAUAAAAAAGAAGAAGAAGAAAAGAAGAAGAAUUAUAACCGAACCAAUAAUCAAAAUAACUAAAGAAAUAAGGAAGUGAAGAAUUAAGUGAAGUUACAAUAGACAGACAGACAGACAGACAGACAGAAGACAAUUAAGAUACAGAAAAAGGAAAACAAAGACACAGACACAAAGAGAAGCGACACACACACACACACACACACGUACACACACACACACACACACACACACACACACACACACACGAUGGAGUUACGAAACGACACCAAUGACGAUCUUUUUACCUUCCUCUGUGGUGAGCCUCUUAUGAAUGCCAGCGAGAUAUGGGAUGCUGAUGUUCCUUACCUGGGCAGGUGUGUGGAGAGGACCAUUCUCGCCUGGAUCCCGUGUCUCUACAUCUGUCUCUCCGCUCCUCUGUCCCUUCUCUCUCUCCAUCGUUCCUCCUCCUCCUCCUCUUCUUCCACCCUCUCCUCCUCCUCCUCUUCCUCCUCCCUCUCUUCCUUACGUUCCCGUCAAGCGCCCUUGCCGUGGUCGCCUCUACUGCUCUCGAAAAUGGUCAUAUCCGUGGUGGUGAUGUGUGCAGCGGUGGUGGAGAUGGCGGUGGUGGUGGUGAUGGCGUUGGUGGUUGCUAGUGGUGGUGAUGAUGGUGGUGGUGGUGAUGAUGGUGGUGGUGAUGGCCUGUCAUUCCUCCACACCCCCUCCCCCGCCACCCACUCCACGCCUCCACCUCCUCCUCCAAUCCCCUCUCCACUCUUUCUAAUGGACUUGGUGGCGCCCUCAGUCCUCGUGGUGGCUUAUGGUCUGGCGGUGGUGGUGGUGGCGGCGGGAAGGAGGUAUGGCCAGCGAAGUAGCGGGGUGCUCUUCGUGUUUUGGGGCCUGACGGUGCUGUGCGGGGUGCCGCAGCUCGUCAGCACCGUCCUGGCACUCCUCCACACCGCGCCGCAGCACCAGGAAGAUGGGCACCCCCUACCACCACACCAUCACCACCACCACCACCAACACCACCCAGCCCUCGCCACCACCUUCCUUCUGCAAUACCUCGGCGCCGUGGUGUUGGUGGUGUUGAACUGCUUCGCCGAGCCUCCUAAUGACCCCAAUGGACGAAUUAAGGUGAAGGAGUCCCCUGAGGAUGUGGCGUCCUUCCCCAGUCGCUACACCUACCACUGGGUGACCCGCGUCCUUCUAAGGGGAAGAAGGAGACCCCUCACCCAGGAGGAUCUCUGGCCGCUACCAAAGGACUGUAGGAUACCCGCCGUGGAUGCCAGUUGGAGGGCGGCAUGGUUGAGGGAACUGUCCUGUGUGAGGCGGAAAACUCUAACACGCACCACCACCAACACCACCACCACAAACAUCAACACCAAGAGUACCAUUCACGAUGUUAGCUGUGGCAAUAGUGGUGGUGGUGAUGGUGGUGAACGCCUAAACAGUGGUGAUGGGAGUGGCAGUGGUGGUACCUUGCGUGUGUCCGUGGUCAAGGUGGCUUUACGAGCGUACCUGUGGCAUUACCUGUUCAACUUCUCCCUGAUCUUCAUUAGCCAGAUGACCCUCUUCGCUGCACCUGUCCUUCUUGGGCGCCUCAUCUCCUUCACUAAGUCCACCUCAUCGGAGCCCGCCUGGCAUGGCUAUAUGUACGCUGCCCUACUGAUGUUAACAACUGUCCUGACCCUCACCAUCUCACCUGGGGCCAGAAGGGAGUCCACGUCAGGUGAGAUCGUUAACCUAAUGUCGGUGGAUGCCCUGCGAUUGAGCGAGUUCUCCCUCCACCUCACCUCUGGCCUCGUCACGCCCAUCACAGUCAUCGUGGCCACCUGGCAGCUCUGGGAUGUCCUGGGUCCAUCAGUGCUUGCGGGGAUGGCUACAAUGGUUCUAAUAAUGCCCAUCAACACCAUGGUCGCCAGCCGCACCAAGGCCCUGCAGAACACCAAGAUGAGGCUCAAGGACAAGAGGAUCAAGCUGGCGGGAGAGAUUAUUAAUGGGAUCAAGGUGCUCAAGCUCAACGCAUGGGAGGAACCGUUCGGCAAGCAGGUGGAGGAGGUGCGGAGGGAGGAGAUACGGGUGCUAACGAAGGCGGCGUACUACCAUAGCUUUGUUGCCUUCCUCUGGUUCAUCACGCCCUUCAUGGUGUCGUUAGCCUCGUUUGCCACCUACAUCACGGUUUCGUCCGACAACAAGCUCGACGCAGAGACGGCCUUUGUUGCGAUCGCUCUGUUCAACCUCCUGAGGCUACCCAUCGCUGAGAUACCCGGCUUGAUCCUGCAGGGUAUACAGGCAAAAGUGUCCCUGACUAGACUGGAAAAGUUCUUCGCCGCACAGAAUCUUGACCCGAAGGCCGUAUGCAGUGAUCCUUCCAAGGGUGAUGCCAUCAGGGUGGAGGGUGGGGCGUUCCGGUGGGGCGGGGGUGGUGGGGAGUGGGCGCUGCAGGGGGUGGAGGUGGAGGUGGGGCGGGGCGAGCUGGUGGCGGUGGUGGGGCCGGUCGGGGCGGGGAAGAGCUCGCUUCUCUCGGCCUUCCUCGGACAGAUGGAGAAGACUGCCGGGGAGGUGGUGGUCAAUGGACAGGUGGCUCUGGUGUCGCAGGAGGUGUGGCUACAGAACGCCAGCCUUCGGGAGAACAUCACCUGGGGCAGCCCUUGGGAGGAGGCGAGGUACUGGCGGGUGGUGAAAGCCUGCGCCCUAAUGCCUGAUCUCGAGAUGUUGCCUGCCGGGGACCUGACGGAAAUUGGGGAGAAGGGCAUCAACCUCAGUGGGGGGCAGAAGCAGCGUGUGGGUCUGGCCAGAGCGGCGUACAGUGGCGCCAACAUUAUGCUCCUGGACGACCCCCUCAGUGCCGUGGAUGCCAACGUGGGGCGGCAUAUCUUUGAGUGCUUGCUGGGGCCCUCUGGACUCAUGGGUGGCACGACGCGGGUGUUGGUGACGCACGCACUCUGGGUGUUGCCGGAAGUGGAUCGCGUGGUGGUGGUAGAAAACGGAAGGCUGGUGGAGCAGGGCACGUGCGGGGAGCUGGUGGACAAGGGGGGUAGCCUAGCGCGCCUCCUCCUCCACCUGGCAAGAAAGGAGGUGGAGGAGGUGAAGGAGGAGGAGGAGGAGGUGGUGGAUGGGGAGAUGGAGGAGGAGGGCCUGGAGGAGCUGUGUGCCCACCUCAAACAGCUGCCAGGGGGACAUCAGCUGCUCCGACAGAUCUCCCGACACGGCGCCACCUUAGAAGAGAAGGACACGGCUGGCACCACCAGUCCACCGUAUAACUCCACCACCUCAACCGAACCAGUUUACGAAAGACAAGACUCCACCACCACCACCACUACCAGACCACCACACUCCACUACCUCAACCAAACCAGCUUACGAACGGCAAGACUCCACCACUACCAGUCCACCACACACCACCACCAACUCCACCAGCUCAACCACCUCAACUAAACCAGCUUACGAAAGACAAGACUCCACCACCAACUCCACCUCCACCAAACCAGCUUACGAACAACAAGACUCCACCUCCACCACCAAGCCACGAUAUAGAACGCAGACCUCCACCACCUCCACUAUAUCCAAGGUGGUGGUGGAGGAGGUGGAGAUGGUGGAGAAGGGAGGAAAGGAGGGCCAGUUGGUGGAGGAGGAGGCGGUGCAGACGGGCAGGGUGGGGUGGAGUGUGUACCAGUUCUAUGCUGCCUCCGCUGGCCUGGUCUCCCUCCUGGUGCCUCUCGGUCUCUCCUUCGUGGCUCAGGGUUUGCAAGCAGGAAGCAAUUUAUGGCUCUCCUAUUGGUCCACCCCACAGUCCUUCACCACCAUCAACACCACUACCAACACCACUACCCUCGACACCACUACCCUCAACACCACUAUGGAAGAGAAGGAGGAGGAGGAGGGAAUGGAGUUUGAUCAUGUUCUAUUUCUACUUGGAUAUGCUGCCUUUGGGAUUGGGCAAGCCCUCUUCUUCUACAUGAGUACCGUUCUUAUCCAAUGGGGAUGUCUCCAGGCGGCCAAGGGCAUACAUAACCGUCUCCUCUAUGCCCUUCUACGCCUGCCUACCAGCUUCUUCGAUACCAACCCCAGCGGCAGGAUCAUGAACAGGCUCGGCAAGGAGAUCAAUGUGCUGGAUGUUGUUUUGCCGAUGCUUCUGACGUUGGGCAUUGUGGCGUUAACUCAGGUGGUGACGACGCUGGUGGUGGUGAUCGCGUCAACUCCGAUGGUGGGGCUGGUGGUGCUGCCGGUGAUGGCCCUCUACUACCUGGUACUGACCAUCUACAUCACCGCACACCGUCAGAUGAAGAGGAUAGAGUCGGUCGUGUCAUCCCCCGUCUACACCUUCUUCAGCGAGACUGUGCAAGGAGUGGCCACCAUCAGGGCCUUCGGGAGACAGGAGUCCUUCAGUGAGGAGUGCCAGAACCGUACGGAGGUCUCUAUGCAAGGGUUCCUGUCGCUGAUUGCUUGUAACAGAUGGUUGGCCGUGAGGAUGGAGGUGGUCGGCAGCCUCGUGGUGUUCGGCGCGUCCAUAUUCGCGGUGGCCGGCCAUGGCACCCUCAGUCCCGGCAUUGUGGGGCUCUCAGUCACCUAUGCCCUGAACGUGACGCAAAUUCUCAACCUGUUCGUGCGGAUGUGUUCAGACUUGGAGGCCCACAUUGUGUCCGUGGAGAGAAUUAAGGAGUACAUAGAGGAGCCGAAGGAGGCCCCAUGGAGGGUUGACAAGGCUCCCCCCGCGGCCUGGCCAGACUCCGGGGCCGUCACCAUCGCGGGGCUACAGCUGCGGUACCGCCCCGGCCUGGACCUGGUGCUGCGGGGCCUCACGUGUUCGGUUCGCCCCGGAGAGAAGGUGGGCAUCGUGGGGCGGACAGGUGCCGGGAAGUCCUCGCUGACCCUGGCACUGUUCAGGAUCGUGGAGGCGGAGGGCGGCACGGUGGAGGUGGACGGAAGGGACAUUGCCAAGGUGGGGCUUCAUGACCUCCGGAGCAGAAUCACUAUCAUUCCCCAGGACCCGGUGUUGUUCAGCGGCACCCUCCGCUUCAACCUGGACCCCACUGGCACCCUGAGCGACGCGGAGGUGUGGCAUGCCCUGGAGCUGGCACACUUAGCCCCCUUCGUCAGGUCCCAGCCCCUCGGCCUCACUAUGACCAUUGACGAGGGGGGUGCCAACUUGAGCGUGGGUCAGAGGCAGCUGGUGGGGUUGGCGAGGGCACUGCUCCGAAAGUCGCCACUGCUGGUGCUGGACGAGGCGACGGCUGCGGUGGAUGCGAACACGGACCAGCUCAUCCAGGCCACCAUACGUCAGGAGUUCAGUCAGUGCACCGUGCUCACCAUCGCCCACCGCCUCAACACCAUCCUGGAUAGUGACAGAGUCAUGGUGCUGGAGCAGGGCAGGAUAGCAGAGUACGACAGCCCCUCGGUCCUGCUGGCGCGCAAGGACUCCCUCUUCCAUGGCCUGGCGCGGGAUGCUGGGCUGGUGGGGGUCGCCGAGGAGGAGGAGGAGGAGGAGGAAGAGGACAAGAGCUAAGGGUAGUUUCACAGUUUGACAUGGGGGAGGUCAUUAAACUACCCCUGGAAAUGCCUAGACCUCCAGUGAAAGCCUAGUCAGUUAUGUGGGGUUGUGUUUUAGGUUCGUGGUACAGAAGGGUCAGACUACCACUCGGAUCAUCAAACUACCCCUGGAAAUGCCAAGACCUCCUGUGAAAGCUUAGUCAUGGUAUAGAAGGGUCAAACUACCACCAGGGUCAUAAAACUACCUCUGGAAAUGAAUGCCUAUGAAAGCCUAGUCAGUUAUGUGUGCUUGGGUGCCGAAUGUCUGAAAAUAUGACCCUUAGCUCCGGUGGUGGUGGUGGUGGUGAUGGCAUGCUCGGUUGCUAUCUUUCAAACAGUGCUGAAUUGUUGCUCUAGAGAUAAAUGAUGUAUUUUUAUUACCAUCAUUAUCCCUGACCACUGAUAUUUAUCCCUCUAUGUACUUAUUUAUUUAUUUUAUUCUGUCUUCCUAGGGACCAAAAAGAGGUGAAGCGUAAUAAAAUUCAUCGCCAAUUGAUAUGUAUUCAAUCUGGACAAAAAAUAUACAUAAUUACUUUUCUUUUGCAUUUGUAAUAUGUAUUUUUGUCAAUAAACUACUACUACUGC
Messenger RNA from Eriocheir sinensis (Chinese mitten crab), 6281 nucleotides. Its product is annotated as ATP-binding cassette sub-family C member 2-like. Gene Ontology annotation, cellular component: membrane. Bases 439 to 5673 code for a protein of 1744 amino acids. NCBI's taxonomy places the organism in Eukaryota, Metazoa, Arthropoda, Malacostraca, Decapoda, Varunidae. Gene Ontology annotation, molecular function: ATP hydrolysis activity; ATP binding; ABC-type transporter activity. The transcript is spliced from 31 exons. The record is from RefSeq and is a predicted model, not a curated record. Gene Ontology annotation, biological process: transmembrane transport.